AUGGAGAACGCAUCGCCUCCGUUACUGCGUUCCGCGUCUUCGGCUCGACAACUCUGGACCAUCGCGAUAUUUCUGCAUCUCCACAUCCUCAUCGCGGCUGAUCCCCAGCUACGGUACCAACAGUUCACAAAGCUGGGUUAUACUCUCGACGAGAAUAAACCAUGCCUGUUUGACUGUGUAGAUGGAAGAUGCAGAGCGGGAGUAAGUAGAGAAUUGGUGCCAUGCAGAGACAGCGGAGAAUUGGCUCCUACCUUCCACACAAUAAGGGAAUCCUCACACGAGUAUUGUUUAAGUAAUUGCGGCAAAUUCGGUACAGACUACGAGUGGUGCUAUGUUGACUCGUACGACAAAUGGGAUUAUUGCAGCAGCGUGACAGAAAACAAAAUGAUAAUUGAUAGAUCGUUCACCUAUGAUGGAAAAGCGUGUAGUGACGAAUGCACUUAUCGUGGUUAUCAUUAUUUGUGGUGUAACACCUUUGAUCGCUCUUAUAGUUGGGGCAAGUGCGAUCCGGGAGUAUUUAGUUACGUUCAAGCAUACACAGCAAGAGGAACUCCAUGUUGGGGAAGAUGUGAAAAACAUACGAGUGGGGAACUUUCGAAACAUGCAUAUAACGUGUGUGAGAGUUCAGCUGACAUUACCGAAGGUUGUGCUCCACCGGCUUUACCAAUCGCACAAUUGAAUCAUAUGCUCUCCUGCUUACCAGAAACUAAUCAAUGUCCAGCAAUACCACGGCGGCGCCGUAGAAAUGUUCCGCCCACAUAUUCAGAAUUACCACGGCGCAGCCGUAGGAAUGUUACGUUUACCCAAUGUGUGGAUGGAUUAACUAAUAACUUAGCACGAAUCCCAAUUAUGUCUACCACGAUCUUGGCGAAUCCUAAUAAUCCAAUUUUUAGUUACACGAUGAUACCAGCAGCAUAUACGGGUCGUGCGGCACUACCGGUCGUCGUGAGAGCUAGAAUCACCCCGGCUACUAUUAGGACAGGUCCUCGCAGAGAUAUGCCUUCCGCAGUUACAAAUAACCUAGAUGCAAUGGGUAUGAUAAGAGUGGGAGUUAACAGAGAUGAAGCUGGUCAUUUAAUCGGGUCGCAGUUAGGUGGUGUCGAGACAAUCUAUAAUGUGGCACCGCAGACGAGAAGACUUAACCGUGGGGAAGGACGAUUUAAAGAUUAUCCUCGAUGGAGACCCUCUGUGUGGUACAUUAGGGAUGAGAAUAUAAGAUCAUUCAUUGAUAGAACUAAUGGUACUGCAGAUCUGACAGUCACAGUACGAUAUGACUUGACGAGGUCAUUUAGACCUAUAGGGUUCCAUGUGAGCGAAGUUUUGAGGAACCCUGACGGGUCUGUGGCUUAUGAAUGUCCUGAUUUUUAUUACUCCAAUGAUCCUGAUCACGUCGAG
Messenger RNA from Brenthis ino (lesser marbled fritillary), 1395 nucleotides. The record is from the annotation of a GenBank genome assembly. Lineage: Eukaryota; Metazoa; Arthropoda; Insecta; Lepidoptera; Nymphalidae.